This is a messenger RNA of Sarcophilus harrisii (Tasmanian devil), 7287 nucleotides long. RefSeq names its product GLIS family zinc finger 3 (gene GLIS3). The transcript is spliced from 11 exons. Gene Ontology annotation, cellular component: nucleus. Lineage: Eukaryota; Metazoa; Chordata; Mammalia; Dasyuromorphia; Dasyuridae. Bases 201 to 2990 code for a protein of 929 amino acids. Gene Ontology annotation, molecular function: DNA-binding transcription factor activity, RNA polymerase II-specific; RNA polymerase II cis-regulatory region sequence-specific DNA binding. The record is from RefSeq and is a predicted model, not a curated record. Gene Ontology annotation, biological process: regulation of transcription by RNA polymerase II.
GCAAGCAGGGCUGUCAUUCUCGCUGGUGGAGAGGCGAGAGAGAGGCAGCCUGGGGAAAGGAAAAAAUGCACGUUGAGCUUUGUUGUGGAAAUCCUGGUUACCUGGCAUAAAUCCUACAUCAUGGGUAAUUUACUGGAAUUGGCCUGAAAGGAGUCACCAGUGGCACUGGAUUAUUGACCCCUAGCCAUUGGCUUUUCACAAUGAAUGGAAGGUCAUGCAGCAUGAAUCUCCACCGUACAUCAGGCACUCCACAGGGGCCAGGGAUGAUCAGUAGCCAGCACAUCCCUCCUGUCAGAGUCCCAUCAGGGACAUCUUGCCCAUCAUCCAAUGGCAGUACUCCCAGCCCUGCUGUUGGAAAUCUCCAUCUCAAGCUGCACUCAGGAGGAGGGAUAGUUCCUCAGAACAACUCAGCGGAUAGCCCCAUCCACCUUCCAGCACUGAGCCCCAGGAGACAAGUGGUUACCAAUGGAAAACCUCUAUUUCAGGUCCCUCAGGGGCCAGGAAUGCCAAUGUCACAUUCUUUGAAGCCAAAACAGCAGGACUUUGGAAACCCCUUUCCUACAAAUCAAGGGAAAGGGGGUCUUGGCUAUGGGCCUCAGUGCAAGUCCAUUGGAAAAGGCAGCUGCAACAAUCUAGUGGUCACCAGCAGUCCCAUGAUGGUUCAACGGCUGGGACCCAUAUCACCUCCUGCCAACCAGGUCUCUACAGCAUGCAACCAGAUCAGUCCUAGCUUACAGAGGGCAAUGAAUGCAACCAACAUGAAUAUACCUCCUGAUACCAGAUCCCUCAUGUCACGGGAGUCUUUGGCAUCCACAACUUUGAGUCUGUCAGAAAGUCAGUCAGCCUUGAGUGUGAAGCAAGAGUGGUCUCAUGGCUACAGGACUCUUCCUUCCCUUUCUUCCAACUCAGGCUCUCAGAACGGCAGUGAUCUAGGAGACUUAUUUGGCAUCCCACCUGGGACCCCUAUGUCCAACAAUAGUGUCUCCAAUUCAUUGCCGUCUUAUCUUUUUGGGAUGGAAAACAGCCACUCCCCUUACCCUAGCCCCAGAAAUUCCUCUACCAGGUCUCACUCAGCCCGUUCUAAGAAGAGAGCUAUUUCUUUGUCUCCUUUGUCUGAUGGCAUUGGCAUUGACUUCAACACGAUCAUCCGGACCUCCCCAACAUCCUUAGUAGCGUAUAUCAAUGGUUCCCGGGCAUCACCUGCCAAUAUUUCCCCCCAACCAGAAGUCUAUGGACAUUUUCUAGGAGUGCGGGGUAGCUGUAUUCCUCAGUCGUGCUCCAUCCCAAGCACUCAACGCAGUCUUCUGGUGACCAGCGGCAGCCUCACGAUCCCUGCUUACAAUGAGAAUGGGAUGGUGGAAUACCAGCGCAUGCAGCAGUUGGAGCAGAGCAGCCUACAGUCCGCAAUUAUGAACAAUAUGGUGGUACAGCAGGGUCUGCCUGUCUCAGACAGCCAGCCAGGUGGUUUAUUGAAAAGCGAACGCUUAGACGACUUCCCAGGUGGUGCCAUUGAUAUUCCUCCACCGCCACCCCCUUCUUUGCCACCACCACCACAAGGGCCGCCACCCCCUUACCACGCCCAUCAGCACCUUCACCAGCCUGAGCUCAUUCACCAUCCCCACCCACUCCCUUUGCCCCCUUCUGCCCAAGUUCCACAACAGGAAGAGGAUGGAGAGUUAGAUGAUUUUAAUGGAAAACACUGCUGUCGCUGGAUUGACUGCAGUGCCGCGUACGACCAGCAAGAGGAGCUUGUACGGCACAUAGAGAAAGUUCACAUAGACCAGAGGAAAGGAGAGGACUUCACUUGUUUUUGGGCUGGCUGCCCUAGAAGAUACAAGCCAUUCAACGCCCGAUACAAAUUGUUGAUCCACAUGAGAGUCCACUCAGGAGAGAAGCCGAACAAGUGUACGUUUGAGGGUUGCAAGAAGGCCUUUUCAAGACUAGAAAAUUUGAAAAUUCACCUGAGAAGCCACACAGGAGAGAAACCAUAUCUGUGCCAGCAUCCAGGAUGUCAGAAAGCCUUCAGUAACUCCAGUGAUCGAGCCAAGCACCAGAGGACCCAUCUGGAUACUAAACCUUAUGCAUGUCAAAUUCCAGGAUGUACCAAACGCUACACAGAUCCAAGUUCCCUAAGAAAGCACGUCAAGGCACAUUCUUCCAAAGACCAACAGGCAAGAAAAAAGUUGCGGUCAAGCAUGGAGCUCGAUCAAGAUAUCUUCAAUAGUUGUCUCACCAUUCAGCCUCUCCAAUCUACCACUUCCCCACAAGAUGUUGCAGAUGGUACCAUGGGAAGAUCUCCAGGAUCUGUCCAUGACAUGUAUUCAGCCACGAUUUUCUCCAGCACUCACUCAAGCAGGAGUGGAACAGCUGCUGGGGCUGGGCCUCCCCCACAUCCCGUCAGUCACCCUUCUCCGGGACAUAAUGUACAGGGGAGCCCCCACAACCCCUCCUCCCAGUUACCUCCUCUUUCGGCUGUGGACUCAGGAACUGAAAGGUUUGCCCCUUCUGUUCCAUCUCCCCAGCAUAUCAGCCCUCGGAGAAUGCCAGCCCCCACUUCAGUUAUGCAGAGACCACCACCUUCCCAUGUUCAGCAGUCAGCAGCGUCUCACUUGAAAUCAUACCAGCCAGUAACCAGUUCUUCCUUUCAACCAAAUGGCAUCCAUGUUCAUGGGUUCUAUGGGCAGCUGCAGACAUUUUGUCCUCCCCACUACAGUGAUCCUCAGAGAAACAUGGCCCAUGGCAACUCCUGCAAUAUGGUGCCUUCCUUUGAAGACUGCCUCGUCCCUGCAUCCAUGGGUCAGGCAGGGUUCGAUGUUUUCCACAGAGCUUUUUCAGCUCAUUCGGGCAUCACAGUGUACGAUCUGCCUGCAGGUCCCACUGGCAUCUUUGGAGAGUCUCUCCGGAAUGGACCUGAAGAUACCACUUUCCUGCAGAUCAGUGCUGUGGAUCGCUGCCCCAGCCAGCUUUCCUCUGUCUAUACUGAAGGCUAAAAGCCACCCUCGCAGCUAAUGCUCUUCCCUAAACCCUCUGCUUCAAAUCCCCUGCCUUCCUCCCAAUGAGGAUCCUGAGCCCCAGGUCUGCAAAGCCCAAGACCACAAAAGGAUCCUUGCAAAAGAGGGCUGGGAGAUAGGUCGUCCUCCCCAAGCCUUCAGAAGGUCAGAAGUCCUUUUUCCUUUUGAUAGGUGAGUCACUCGACAACCCUACUCUCUUUUCAAAGGGAAUUCAAAGACAAUGAGAAGACGACUGUUGUUGGGAGACUUUUCACAUGGAACCACUGAAAUCAUGAAAGAAAAAAUACAGGCUUGUUUUGAGGACAAUCCUCUUCUCAAACAAGGACACUGAGGCACAAUACAAGCCUCUUAAGGCACAGAGCUAGGUAAUGCUUCUGCAGCUACGCAAAGCCAAACAUAAAAGGGAAAAAAAAGAAAAGAAGCACUCCUGACAGAUGCUCGCCUCCCAGUGGCCUUCCAGGAUGUUCCCUGGCCCCAGGAUCUCCAGCAAGCUUGGUUCAGCUCUCCCAUUUUAUAUCCACAGGCUUACCAGUAGAAUGCUUUUUGUUAUUUCUCUAAUUACAUUAUGUUAUGCAGUGAAUAAAAAGAAUCUGCCAAGUACAGUGACUUGAAAGACAACUUACUUUUAUCUCAACAAUUUUUCCACUUGUAAGAAUUAGGGCACCUUUUUGUCACUUAAAAGAAAAAGAAAAAACAAGCAAAAAAAAAAAAAAAACCAAACCAACAACUUUCUUGUGGCCUAUUUCUGGAAUGGCCAAAUAAAUAAAUAAAGCACCUCUAUUUGUAUUUCCCCAUCCUUGAAAAUCCUUCCCACACAGAUGCAGCAGUGCUUGGGACUAUUCUGAUUUUUCGGAGUUUUGUAGUUACCAGAAGAUAAGUGUCUGAAUUAUAUUCGAUAUGCUCCUCCAGCACCAAAUGCAAUGUCUUAGAGCUGAUUUAAUUCAGUAAGCUUUGGGCCUCCCAUUCCAAGGAGCUUCUGCCAAGAGAAGGGCUACAAAUUGAUAAAUUAAAUUCUAUUUUGGUGCUCUGGCCAGGUGAGACAUUAGCAGGUCUUUGGAUGAAUGAGGCAGAGUCUGGGGGAAGUGAGAGGAAGGUGGGAGGUUCUAGAUAUGGUAUCUGCAUAGGAAGAAACUAAUGAGAUAUUGAGGUGAACAAUGAAUCUGUAAAUACAAUCCUCCCUCCUUGAUAGCUUGAUACUGUGCUCUUUCCUUUCCCCCCUCCAUCUCCCCAUUUUUUCCUUCCUUAUCUGUCUCCUCCUGCUGCUCCACAACCCCAGCUCAGACCCAGGCCCACUGCACUCCCAAUGGCCAGUUACCAGCUUUGGAGAAAAACAGUUAAAAGUGAUAAUGGUUGAAGUUUGGGACAUGGAAUACAGAUUAGUAGACAGAAGAGAAAUGGGAAACCACCAUUUCUGAAAUGUUAUCUUGGAAGCCUAGAAUUUAAAUUGUGCUUUAUAUUAGUACAUAAAUUUCAAGACUAUGUGGAAAGCCACUAUUUCUGAUAUCUUUUUAAGAGUAACAAGUUCUGGGGCAUAAGGCUAUUAAAAUGUUCAAAAUACACUAAAAACAUUUUGGUACUAUUAUAUUUAAAAAUUAAAGCUAUCUUUCUUUUUUUCUUUACAAUAACAGAAGGGAAAUAACCUCAUUAGCAAAAACUAUUAUUAGCACAAUAAAGAAAUCUGGUGUUGUGCCUAAAAUCAUGGAUAAUUUCAAAUGCUGCUAAGUGACUCGUGAGUUUCAGUAAAUCCUUUCUUAAGGAUUCUAAAGUUCAGUCCCAAAAUCAAGCCUAAUGUCUUUAGAAAAGUACAUGCCUGUCAGUUUGUUCCAGACGUGUCAAAUACACAGCCCAUAGGCGCCUUUGCAUCACUAUCCCCCAAGUGGACCUAAACCAAAUUAAACUGUAAUUGGCAAAUAUUUAACAAAAUAAAUAAAAUUACAAUAUAACAUAGAAAAUGUUAGCAUGUGAUUUUCUAAGUCAAUAUUGGCUUGCAGGGGUUUAGUGGCCUUUUUCAAUUUGAGUUUUAUACCACUAGACUACACUAUGGACCCAGAUGCAAACAGGUAAACUUCUCUAUAUACAAAUGGGCCAUACCAUAAAAAAAAUCAGUAAAUAAAGAUUCAAACUUGUAAGUACUUAUUUGAGGACCAAUUAUUUUAUCUUACAUAAGGUUACUUCAGUAUAUUUAAAAUAUAAUUUAAAAACAAAAAUUAAACUGUUUUGCACAUUUUCAGGACCUUAUAAAUCAAUGUCAGCAAGUAUUUUUAAGCACUAUUAAAUUCCAGGCACUAUGUUAGGUGCUAAGAAUACAAAGACAAAAAUUAAAUAUUCCAUGCCCUCAAGAAAUUUAUUUUCUUUUUUUUUUGGGGGGGUGAGGGUAGUAACUUACAAAUACAUUUUGUACACUUUUAGUAAAAUCUCUCUAGUCCAAAUCAUCCUAUUUCAUCCUUUUUCAAACUCGGGACAAAAAAAAAAAAAGAAAACUACUUUAGACUUUUCAGAGAAAACCAAUUAAUUCUGAACUCUGGAACAUUUAUAACUUACUUAAAAUACAUAACAAUUUAUUCACGAAGAGAAAGGAAGAAAAGGGUGAAACAGUUCCUAGAUUGGUGAUAUUACCAAUUAAUCUCACUGUCACAGCAUGUGACUAUGAUAUUAAUCCUAACAUGGAAAGAGAGCUAGGGUGAAGUAGAAAAAAAAAUCAAGGAUAAUUAUCAGCAAUCUAUUCUAAAUGCUGGCAUCCCAUACCCAGUAACAGUUUGCCUUUCUACGAAGACAUACUUGGUUCUCUGACUCCUAGUGUUAUUUCUAGCUUUUCCUUAGUAACUGACACCCAUCACUGGCACUUGUCAACAUUUAUGGCAUGAAAGCCACCACAUAGGUACUGCAGGAGGAGCUACAAACAAUGAAAUCAGGGAUUCUUUCUAGGUGACUCUGUAGUUAGGGUGCUGGACCAGGAGUCGGGGAAAAAUCGAGUUCAAUCAGUUUCAGUCAUUUGUUAACUAUGUGCCACUGAGCAAAACACUUAGACUCUGCCUCAGUUUCUUCAUGUGUAAAAUGGAGUUAAAAAUAGCAACCUCCCUGCCAUGGCUAUCAUGAAGAGAAAAUGAGACAUUUUAGUAUUACUUUGUAAAUCUUGAAGUACUUUAUUAUGCUAUUAUUAUUACUAUAUUCAUAGUAUUUUAGAAGACCAUCUUUUGGAAAAGACUUUGGAGAUCAUCUACUUUAAUUUUAUUUGUAGAUGAGUAUAGUGAAGCUCAGAGACAUAAAGUGACUUGCCUGAGGUCACAUGAGUAAUUUGCAGCAAAGUCAAGACUUGAACCAAGGUCUUCUAAAACAUUUCACUGUACCACAGAUGGCAAGCCCAAUCUAUAAAGCCCUGUAAUACAUCAUUAGACAAAUGGGAAAAGAGAGUGGUUGACACUUUAAAAAAAUCUCACCCCUACAUAAUUCUCCAUGUCAUCCUUACCAGGGAUCCAUGCUUCAGCCCUACCUAAAUAGAUCUACAGGAAGUGUGUAUGUGCUUUCGUUAUUAUUCUGGUACUAUUGUAAGCCUACUUCAGGAAAUUGUUCCCUAUCCAUUUUUAGCUUAUUAUGUAACUUUUCUGAAAUAUCUGAAUGGGGAUUGUCUAUCCCCUGAUUUUUCUUUUCUGUCUCUCUCUUUUUUAAAAGAGGUGCUUGUGAAUACACACACAUACACACAGUUCAAUGCCUGUUAUCUAAUGGCAUUAAAGCAAUAUGCCUGAAGACAUUUUGUUUGCUGCAUUAUCUUAAUUCUCAAAAGGGAUUAUAUCCAAAAGGCUGUUAGAGUUUAGAUUCAGAUCCAAUAUGAUCUAAGUCCUCACUCGCCCUUUAUUUAUCUCUCUUUGCCUUCUUUGCCAAGUAUCACAGAGGUAACUCUAUGGUUAUAAAAGGACCUUUCUACUGGACUACAGUGGUGAUUCCACUUAUGGGGUCAGGGAUGGCCAAUUAUGAGAAAAUCCAAAAAGCUUGGUCAUAAGACCACUCUCUCAAGGGGGAAAAUGUUGCCCUCAUCUGCCUGAGACCACCAUUUUAUCUUGAUUGCCUUGAAGGCUUGGAAAUAAUGACUUGAUGCAUCAUUUGGGAUUUCUAUCUCUUUCAACUAUGUCAUCUUUUUGCAGCAUUUUUUAAUGGCACUUUUGUUGGUAUGGAAUUUGUGUGGUUUUUUUUCUUUGAACAGCUACAGCAGAGAGGAACAUAUUGGAAAAUAAUAGUAUGUGCAAAAAAAAAAAAAAAGAAGAAGAAAAGAUUUAUUUUG